Messenger RNA from Manduca sexta (tobacco hornworm), 1629 nucleotides. RefSeq lists its product as uncharacterized. The coding region runs from base 305 to 1393 and encodes 362 amino acids. Lineage: Eukaryota; Metazoa; Arthropoda; Insecta; Lepidoptera; Sphingidae. Gene Ontology annotation, cellular component: membrane; signal peptidase complex. The record is from RefSeq and is a predicted model, not a curated record. The transcript has 7 exons. Gene Ontology annotation, biological process: protein targeting to ER.
GCAUUUUGCGGAGGUAAAUGAAUAAUGUCUGAUGCAUUUAAAGCAUUGAUAAGAAAUUUCAUUAGAUCGACGAAAUAUUCUCAUAAUCUUAUCACAAAAAAUCAAUCCAAGUUGUCGGUAAUGAAAAAGCGAUUAGUUCAAAACAACAGAUAAUGUAUUAAUAAAGCGAUAAAAAUACAUAUUCAUUUGACGUUAAACAGUUCUUGGUAAACAAUAUUCCUUUUAAGAAGUCGCAUGUCCUUAAUUUUUAUUUAAGUUGGUAUACUCUAUUUGAUUUGGUUUACGAAGUGAGACAUGUGCAGUGAUGUUUCGGCAUAAUAUUUUGUUAUCGGUAGUACUAAUAGUCUGUGCAACUGUGGUAAUCGCACAAUCGCCAGUGUCACGAUGUUUCCAAUACACAUGGCUUGGCCCGAGGUUCAACAACGAAAGUAUAUUCCUAAAUGCCACGUGUCAGGACGCCACGCGGCUUGCUUCAGGCGUGCCUUGUGUCCACCCACUUGUUGCAUCAUAUGAUGGUACAUGGCCCGACGUGGAUUAUAUUUGGAGGAACUAUGAGCAGAACGCAUCCUGUAUUCUCGCCAGUAAUGAUGUUUGUGCCACAUAUACGUAUUAUUUUAACGGACAUGCGGAAAACUCUACAUCUAUGUGCACAAGAGCUGUUAACAGACUCGGAAAUGCCAUCACUAGCGGUUGCUACACUCAAAGAAAUGGCAGUUACGUGACUACAGCCUGCUUCUGCCGCUCCGUGCCAGGUGGAGUGCCCUGCAAUGAUGCCUACUCACACUUCCUUUCUGCCGGCAUUAUAUUUUUCUUAGCCGUGUUAAUGUUUAAAAAUUUUAAUGUUGAGUAUAUAAUGUAUUCUGUACUAACAAGAGGAAACGCAAUACUAACUUAUACUUUAAGCGUGUUAGCAUGUUUAACCUUUUUGUGUUUUCUGUCUACGUUAACAGUGGAUUACAGGACAGCUGCACAGAUGAAUACAGUAAAAGUAGUCGUUAAAAAUGUACCAGACUACGGCGCUUCCAGAGAAAGAAAUGAUCUCGGCUUCUUAACUUUCGAUCUAAAGACAGAUCUCUCUCACUUGUUCAAUUGGAACGUGAAGCAAUUGUUCCUCUAUCUUACUGCUGAGUAUAUAACACCAAAUAAUGAACUGAAUCAAGUUGUAUUGUGGGACAAAAUUAUACUGAGAGGUGAAAAUGCUCUAUUAGAUUUUAAGAACAUGAACACAAAAUACUACUUCUGGGAUGAUGGUAAUGGUUUAAAAGCUCACAACAAUGUUACCCUGACACUGUCAUGGAACAUCAUCCCGAAUGCUGGCCUGCUCCCCAACAUCCAGGCUAUUGGACAACACUCCUUUAAAUUCCCCACAGACUACACACAGACGAGGGUAUGAUCCCUAAAUAAAUGUUAACAAAUGCGUUUCUGCAUUUUUGUAGGUGGGUUUGUGAUGUGAGACUUUUUGGUAAAAAUGUCAAAUAUACUGCUUUAUUUAAAUAUCUGUGUUUAAUUUUAUAUACUUUUAACAAUAGCAAUUGAAAUUACUGUUUAAGAUUGUUAAGAUAGAAUUAACUACAGAUUUAGAUUACUUGGAAAUCUCUACAUAUGUCUGUAAAUAAAUUAAUAACAUUU